This is a messenger RNA of Moneuplotes crassus, 2787 nucleotides long. The record is from the annotation of a GenBank genome assembly. Lineage: Eukaryota; Ciliophora; Spirotrichea; Euplotida; Euplotidae.
UAACAAAUGAACAAAGGAGACAAAGCAACAAAAGAUCUUCUUUCGCAUCUAAAUACCAACAAUCAAUUGAACAAAAUUCUAUAUGAUUCUUCUAGUCCACCCCAUAAUAAGCACCAGUAUAAACAUACUAUGAAUACCCCAAAUUCAAUCAAAAACAUGAGAUUAAAGGACAGGAAUAAACUUACUUCUACUCACAAUGCGAAAGGGAUUCUGAAAAAUAUUAAUACUCAGAAUUCAUCUAAAGCAAUGGGAUUCAAAUAAGCAUAAAUAAAAUUAAAGGUUUUACAUCUGCAGGAUUCAGUAAAAAGUUUAUAAAAUCAAAGGAUCACAACAUUCUCAUAGGAAAAUACUCUUUCCCCAACACGUCCUUUAAACUUCAAAAUACUUCCUUAAGAAACUCAAAGCAAAGCUCUGGUUAUCAGGUUUCUCCCAAAGACCAGGUUUUGGACAUGAAUAAUAAGGACAUUAGGUCAUUCCUUAACAACAAUAGUAUCAAGUGAGGUAAAAUAGAGCCUCUGGGACUUCCUGACCUUCGAAGUACCCCUGAUCCAGAGUCUAACCAGCUGACCAAGAUGAGUAGUAUUAAUAAUCUAUGCACAACUCAGUACACUUCUUGUUCGAAGUACAGGUCUUCUCUCUUUGCAAAGCUCAGACCUCCUGCUAAAGCCAUUCUUGCUUGAGUAGACUUUGUCAAGGAUAAUGCUUCUAGAAGUAAAGAGAGAAAGGAAAUCAGAGAAAGAGUCAGAGCAAAGAUCAGAACCAGAGUAGAUAGAGAGUGAGAUCUCUAUAACAAGACCAUCGUAGACAAUAUUAUUAAGAACAGAGCAACUCAUGUCACUUCUAACUUUAAAGAUUACUUAGUCUAUGAUGAGCCUAUCGAGUUUUUGAAGAGAUAUUAUCGAAUAAAAGAUAUGUCAAAAAGACUUAGUAAUCUGACAAAAUUUCAUAAUGUAUACUUUAAAGUCUUCCCGAAUUACAUUGUGUUCCCUGAAAAGCACUAUAUGUACAAAAACAUUGAGCGAAAGCAAAGAGUCAUAGAUGACAAGCAGUACUGUAAGAUGCUAAAUUCUCAGAGCAAAUAAAUACCCAAUGCUCAAGAACAAAAGCUAUUCCAAAUUAUUUAACAAGUCUUAUCUUCACAAUAUUUCUGAUUUCAAUGAGGUUUUUAAGAAAGAACAAGAAGAGAUGUCUGAAGAAGAUCUUUGGAAACUUUUAAAUCAGAAGAAACCAAAUCUUGCUUCGAGCUAUAGUAAACAAUCAGUAGUUUUGGCGAAAGAAGAGUCUAAAAAUACUCUUGAAUGAGCUUUAAGUAAUGUGAAUACAAGCUUAAUGGAGAUGGGAAAUGAAGAUAUUGAUGGAGUUUCAAAUUUAUCAUUCUGAAAAUCAAGAAUAGGUUCUUAUAGAAUGGACAAUCAAACAAUGCAACAAAACGUUGAUCUUGAAUUUCAGAAGCCACAAACAGCCAUAAAAAACUCAGUUGCUGUUCUAAAACGUAAAAGCCGCCCUCCAACUAUUCCUAAUAGCAAAGUAGGUACUACUAACACUUCAAAAAUGGAAUACGAAGAAAUCAUAAAACCAAACAAAUCAAUUCAUUCCAAAGCUCUUCCAAUAGAAAUAUCUGGAUCCUUAUUAACUUCAACUCCAAAGAAAAAGCCAAAACUUUCAAAAUAAAAAGAAAUCUUUCUGUAAAUCUACCGACAAGUCACUAAAGGACUACAAAAUCAUGAACAAAAAUAAAGCAAACUCUGAGAAAUACAAUUCAGCUGAUGUCAGAGAGUCCUACUCAAAUCUAAAGGCAAAACUGAAGCAGAUUACUAGGGCAGGGAUAUCUUCUCAAUCUCAGCCCCUAAACUUCAGACUAAGCAAGACAAUAGGCCCAUUACAGAAUAGCACGAUAAAGCAUUUCAAAAACAAAAAUACUGAAAUAUACUCUAUCAAGAAACUGUGAAAGUCAAGUGAAGUUUGAAAGAAUAAUUCUAGGAAUUACGGAGUAAAGAACGUGGCCAAGAACAUCUCCAAACCUAAGGGCAUAUAUAAGAAGAGUAAUGAGAUUAUUGAUUUGAGGUCAAAAGACCAUUUUAUUUCCUUUAAAACCAAAGAUCAAAUGGAAUCAGAUAGACCAAAUGAAAACAUUCUCAUUUUUAACAAGAAGAAGGCUAAAAAUUACAAUAAUAGAAAGAGACUGAAGAACAAACGUUUGCUAUCGAGCUUAGUUUCUCAGAAUGUUAAUUCAAAGGGAGAUAAAUCUCACUGUCAAUCUUAUAUAAAAAAUCUGAAGGUUAUUCAUGAAAAACCUUCUACUAAUUUCUCCAGGCACUUUAGAAUGAAAUCUAUUGAUUAUACCACCCAGAUGAACAACAAUUCCUCAUCCAAAUAAAUCAGUGAAGGCUAGGAAAAAUGAUAAGAAGCAGAGAAAGAGUGUUUCAGCAUUCAAGGAGUUAGAGAAAACUAUUCAAAGAGCUAAGAAGAAGUCAAAAAGACAGCUCUCAAAUUCCAAACAUCUAUUUUAUAAGGAAUCUAGAAGAAGUUUUGAUGUAUCAGACCAGAUGGGCAAACUCAUGAUGUACAAGAGUAGUAAAAAGUCAAUCAAAUCAAAGAAGUCAACUGGAUCUCACAUCGGGAAAAGAGAUGCUUCUUCGAAACUAAGUAAGCAUAUAGAAGAAACUUUUUGAUAUAAAAAUGUUCAAGAGAAGAAAAAGCCGAACUUACGAAAGGUGAAAUCGAAGAACUCAAAUCUUCCAUUACCAAUUAUUAAUUUUAAGCAGUACUAAAUAUUUUCCAGAUCAA